Messenger RNA from Carya illinoinensis, 1459 nucleotides. RefSeq names its product acetylglutamate kinase. Lineage: Eukaryota; Viridiplantae; Streptophyta; Magnoliopsida; Fagales; Juglandaceae. The coding region runs from base 186 to 1226 and encodes 346 amino acids. Gene Ontology annotation, biological process: L-arginine biosynthetic process. The record is from RefSeq and is a predicted model, not a curated record. Gene Ontology annotation, molecular function: acetylglutamate kinase activity; L-glutamate N-acetyltransferase activity, acting on acetyl-CoA as donor; ATP binding. The transcript has a single exon. Gene Ontology annotation, cellular component: chloroplast thylakoid; cytoplasm.
GCGUCCGAACUCCGAAGUGGAAAACGAGCUGGAAUAUAAAAAUAUUAUGAUCAAACCAAUGCUCUAAAAACCUACUAACUUUCCACUAGAUCGGUAUUAGAUUCCAGUCUUACUUGUUUGGCCAAGAGAACCUCCCCGAUUAUUGCCUAUCACUCCCUCCCUCGCGUGACCGCGUCCCUGCGAAGAUGUUGACGGCAAAAUCCCUAGUAAACCACUGCUCAUCUUCCUCAUUCUCCUCAAAACCACGAAUAGCAACACCAAAACCCAAAAACCCUAUCUUGGACUUCCCAUUUCUCCACUCUCGCUCUCCCAAAGCACGCUCCCUCUCAAUCACAAACUCGGCCGAAGAGCACCGCCAUGCUGAGCCGGUCAGCCCAGGUCAAUUCCGAGUCGACAUUCUGUCGGAAGCCCUACCCUUCAUCCAGAAAUUCCGGGGCAAGACCAUCGUGGUCAAAUACGGGGGCGCAGCCAUGAAGUCCCAGGCCCUACAGGCCUCCGUCGUCAACGACCUCGUCCUCCUCUCCUGCGUGGGCCUCCGCCCCGUCCUGGUCCACGGCGGUGGCCCCGAGAUCAACCUCUGGCUCAAGCGCCUCAACAUCGAGGCCGUCUUCCGCGACGGCCUUCGGGUUACGGACUCCGAAACCAUGGAGAUCGUCUCCAUGGUGUUGGUCGGGAAAGUCAACAAACAUUUGGUGUCCCUGAUCAACAGGGCCGGCGCCACCGCGGUCGGUCUCUCAGGCAUGGAUGGCCAACUCCUGACUGCCCGGCCCAGCCCGAAUUCUGCCCAAUUGGGGUUCGUCGGCGAGGUUGCCCGCGUCGAUCCUAACGUCCUGCGGCCACUAGUUGACAGUGGCCACAUCCCGGUGGUGACUUCGGUGGCGGCGGACGAGUCAGGACAACCGUACAACAUAAAUGCGGACACGGUGGCUGGAGAAUUGGCCGCGGCAUUGGGGGCCGAGAAGUUGAUCCUUCUGACCGACGUGCCGGGGAUUUUGAGGGACCGCGAGGAUCCGACUAGCUUGGUGAAAGUAAUAAAUAUUAGCGGGGUGAAGGAGAUGAUUGAGGAGGGGAAGGUCGGUGGUGGGAUGAUUCCCAAGGUGAAUUGCUGCGUUCGAUCGCUCGCCCAAGGUGUGAGGACUGCGAGUAUCAUCGACGGGAGGGUGCCGCACUCGUUGCUCUUGGAGAUUAUGACAGAUAAAGGGGCUGGAACUAUGAUCACUGGGUAAUAAAAAUGCGGCUCGGUUUUAAUGUUCUUUCUUUUGGUUUUGAUGCAUGCAUAAGGAAUUGGAAAUGAAAUGGAAAUGGAAAUCUCAAUUACUCGAGGAUUUGGGUUAUGUCAUGUGGCUUGUAAUGCUUCGAAAAUCUCUAUGAUGUUGUUCUGUGACUAUGUUUGUGGCAAACUGAACAAUUUGCUGAUGAGAAAUUGAGGCAACUAAUAAUCAUAUCCUGAUUUUUUGAA